UGCGUUUUGCUACAUAAUUUUUUUUUCUCUUUAUUCUUUUACGCGGCUAAAUAAGUAAAAAAAGUUCAAAAAAUUUAAACGAACCGUCGCGUUGUUACAACUGCAAACUUAUCUUGCUCCUCCCUAUUUAAAGGCUCUGCCACCUCCGUGUGUAACUUCACACUCACUCAAUACCAAAAUCUCACUUUUCUUCUUCUCCACAAAAAACACACACUUUGCUCAGUUUAAACCCUCUAUAUAUUUUAAGAAGCUUUCUUUGUUGUUGUUUUUUUUUUUUUGUUAUUUUUGGUUCGAGCUCAAUCGAUGAUGAUUAGGGAAGUGUCUAAAAAGAAAGCUGGAGAUGUCCACAAAUGUCACGAUUUGAUCCCCGGUUUACCGUCCGAGUUAGCUAUUGAGUGUUUGAUCAGAGUUCCGUACCAAUUCCAACCCGCCAUGAAAUCCGUUUGCCGUUCUUGGCGAACCUUGAUCUCCUCCUCCGACUCUUCUUCCUUCAUCCAAGAGCGGCGUAGAUGCGGCAAAGCAGAGCUUCUUCUCUGCCUCGUUCAACCGCUCACACCGCCAAUUCCAGCGUCUAAACCGGUUGAGGAGACAUUAACCGUUGUGGUGAAGAACGAGGAUAAUAAAUCGCAGCCGCGCGUUUUCUGCACGCCGCGUUUUGGGUUAAGCGUUUACAACACCGCGAUGUCCACGUGGCACCGCGUCGCGUUUCCAAAUGAGGAGCAGGUUCCGCUUUUCUGCGAGUGCGUCGUGCUUCAGGACGCCGGGAAGGUUCUACUCAUCGGAGGUUGGGAUCCGGAGACGUUACAGCCAACGAGAGACGUUUACGUUCUCGAAUUCGCCGGAAGGAGGUGGAGACGAGGUGCGCCGAUGAACGAAUCGAGGUCGUUCUUCGCCUGCGCUUCCGUCGGAUCGACGAAAGUAUACGUCGCCGGAGGUCACGACGAUCAGAAAAACGCUUUACGCUCGGCGGAGGUGUACGACGUUGAGAAAGACGAGUGGUCUACGAUUCCUCCGAUGACGGAAGGAAGAGACGAAUGUCAAGGAUUCGCCAUUGGAUUAACGGAUCAAAGGUUUUGCGUAUUGAGCGGUUAUGGAACUGAAUCUCAAGGAAGAUUCCGAUCCGACGGAGAGAUUUACGAUCCAGCUACGAAUUCGUGGUCCAAAAUCGAAAACAUCUGGCGGUUUCCGGACACUAGCCCGAGAGGUCGCACCGCCGGAGACUUUAGAAGGCUAUGGUGCUUCACUGACGACACUGAGUUGUUGUUACAAUGGGAUGAUUUGAGAAAUGUUUCGAAACUGGAUCUUGAGACUAUACAGCUUCCGGUGAAGACGGGAAGUUCAGUUUUCGCCGGAAGAUUAGGGAGUGAAGCUUUGGUCAUGAUUGGUGGAAGAAAAGAGGGUGAAGAAGGUGAAGUGAUGAUGAAGAUGAAGAUGACGAAGGGGAAGAAGAUAGGAGAAUGGAGUGAUGUACAAAUAAUACCUUCAGCUUUCUCUACUCUUCCGUUUUCACAUGCUUCAAUCUAUGUUUGAAAUAUCUUAAAAAGGAUUUUAUAGUACAACAUUGGUGGUUUUGAUUCUAAUGUAAUUUACAAAACACCAACAACGAAAAAAGAAUUGUCGCU
Molecule: messenger RNA, 1622 nt
Organism: Camelina sativa (false flax)
Lineage: Eukaryota; Viridiplantae; Streptophyta; Magnoliopsida; Brassicales; Brassicaceae
Source: RefSeq, a predicted model, not a curated record